This is a messenger RNA of Cavia porcellus (domestic guinea pig), 2848 nucleotides long. It is a transcript of the gene Tacr2, whose product is annotated as tachykinin receptor 2. Gene Ontology annotation, biological process: positive regulation of flagellated sperm motility; G protein-coupled receptor signaling pathway. The coding region runs from base 557 to 1765 and encodes 402 amino acids. Gene Ontology annotation, cellular component: plasma membrane; sperm midpiece. NCBI's taxonomy places the organism in Eukaryota, Metazoa, Chordata, Mammalia, Rodentia, Caviidae. The transcript has 5 exons. The record is from RefSeq and is a predicted model, not a curated record. Gene Ontology annotation, molecular function: substance K receptor activity.
GGAGGCAGUGGCCACGGGCAGGCAGCUGAGGGCUGGGAUCCCCCACCCUGAUAGGAACCCCAAAUCCUAGAUACAGCCUGGUCCCAGUUGGCCUGUGGGAUUUACAGGCCAUUUACUCUGUACUUGCGUCUCGUGUCAAAUGUUUCCCGAGUAGCAUUACGAGAGAUGUGGGUUCGAAUUCUAACUUCUCGCCUACUUCCUGAGUGAUCCCAGCUGAUCACGACCCCUUGCAGGGUCUUGGUCUUUCAUCUCUUGGGUGAAGAGGCUCAGCUGAUGAUUUAUGAGGAUAUCUCCUGUUCUGAAACUGUGAUUUGGAUUCUAGACCUCCACAUGAGUUUCCAGAGGCCUUGCCAGGACACAAGAAUCUGACGUGACAAUGGCUUUGGACCAGACUUUCUGCUCAGCCCAGCUCAUCUUUGCUUGAGACGUAGGUGUGGUCCCGGGGCUGGACAAGCCUCACUUUGAUCUGUUCCUCUCUCCACCCCCUAGCUCCAUAUACUCAGAGGAUUUCUCCUCCACAGCAAAACCGGGAGGAAUCCCAAGCCCAGCAGCAGCCAUGGGGGCCUGUGUCAUCGUGACCAACACCAACAUCUCGUCUGGUCUUGAAAGCAACACCACGGGCAUCACAGCUUUCUCCAUGCCCACCUGGCAGUUGGCACUGUGGGCCACCGCCUACCUGGCCCUGGUGCUGGUGGCUGUGACAGGCAAUGCCACAGUCACGUGGAUCAUCCUGGCCCAUCAGAGGAUGCGCACGGUCACCAACUACUUCAUCGUCAACCUUGCCCUGGCUGACCUGUGCAUGGCUGCCUUCAAUGCCGCCUUCAACUUCGUCUAUGCCAGCCACAACAUCUGGUACUUCGGCCGUGCCUUCUGCUACUUCCAGAACCUCUUCCCCAUCACAGCCAUGUUCGUCAGCAUCUACUCCAUGACGGCCAUCGCCAUCGACAGGUACAUGGCCAUUGUCCACCCUUUCCAGCCACGGCUGUCGGCCCCCAGCACCAAGGCAGUAAUUGGCGGCAUCUGGCUGGUGGCCCUGGCCCUUGCCUUCCCCCAGUGUUUCUACUCUACCAUCACUGAGGACGAGGGCGCCACCAAGUGUGUAGUGGCCUGGCCCGAAGACAGCAGGGACAAGUCCCUGCUCCUGUACCAUCUGGUGGUGAUCGUCCUCAUCUACCUCCUGCCGCUCACUGUGAUGUUUGUGGCCUACAGCAUCAUUGGCCUCACGCUGUGGCGGCGCGCAGUACCCAGACACCAGGCGCACGGCGCCAACCUGCGCCAUCUGCAGGCCAAAAAGAAGUUUGUGAAGACCAUGGUGCUGGUGGUGGUGACAUUUGCCAUCUGCUGGCUGCCCUACCAUCUCUACUUCAUCCUGGGCAGCUUCCAGGAGGACAUCUACUGCCACAAGUUCAUCCAGCAGGUCUACCUGGCGCUCUUCUGGUUGGCCAUGAGCUCCACCAUGUACAACCCCAUCAUCUACUGCUGCCUCAACCGAAGGUUUCGCUCUGGAUUCCGGCUGGCUUUCCGGUGCUGCCCGUGGGUCACACCGACCGAGGAAGAUAAGCUGGAGCUGACUCACACUCCAUCCUUCUCCUUGAGGGUCAAUAGGUGUCACACCAAAGAGAUUUUGUUUAUGGCUGGGGACACGGUACCCUCUGAGGCUACCAAUGGGCAGGCUGGGGGUCCCCAAGACAGGGAGUCUGUAGAGCUCUCAAGUCUUCCUGGCUGCAGGGCAGGACCUAGCAUCCUUGCAAAGGCAUCCAGUUGAAGACCGGAUCUGAAAGCUUGGCCAUGCCUGCCCUAAUUUAAUCCACUAGUGGGAAGCAAGAUGGCCCCAGGAACUCUACAGGGGGAUGCAAGCACUAAGAGGACUCAGCUACCCAUCUCAAGGUCCAGGGAUCCAAAAACGUCAGAGAAGACUGUGAAGCCAGCACUUUCCCAGGGCAGAAGCCACAAGCUCAAAUGUCUUCCUGGGCAUACAACAUAAUGAGUAAAUUAGAUGUAGCACAAAAGAAAAACUGCAAACAUGAAGAUAAAAAGCAACAGACUUGCAGCCUCAGUGCUGGGGUUAUGGAAAGGCAGGGACUGGGAUAUACAUUCAAGAGACCGGCUGCUCAGUGUCCCACAGCUGCGGUAAUGUACGAUAGGGAUGUAAGGUCAUGGAAGCCCACUGUUGCCAGAUCUUCCAAGAACAGCUGGAAGUCCAAAUUUGCAUGCGAGAACCCUCUGGAUUUGCUACUUCUGGCUCACAAAAAUGUCUGUGGGCAGCACACAGCCAUGCCACUAAUGCAUUAUGGGACUACAGAAGGAAAGAGCCACCUUACUUUGCAAAGUCCACCCACUAACAAGUCAACCUGGGAUUUCUCUGCUUUGGAAUCUAAGAGGUGGAAAGCCACCCUGAGUAGAUGUGGCUAAGAGUCAGGAAACCUCAGCUGUGCCUUGGGCAAGUCCGUCUGACCCCCAGCCUCUUCUGCCCAGUGGCAAAAGUACCACUCAGGGCUGCUCUGAGGAUCAGUGGAACUGAUGCCUACGAACUCACAGGCCACACACGGACUGUAUUCAAUAAACCAUGGCCACGCUUAUCUUUACUCUGCCAACCAGCGACCCAGCUCCCACCUCACUUCGGCAGCAAGAAGCCAGCAGGCAGAGAACUAUCCAGGUCCUGUAAUGCGCCAGGCUUGGCCUAGUCCAGCCACAGGCACGGCUUUCCCCACACAAAUUUCCAGGGCCCCUGCAGAACCGUGUGCCGCUGUAAAUGCACACCAAGUCAAUGUCAGCUGUGUUCUCCACAGAGGUCACUGUGUUAAACACUGGCACUACAGGUACCUCAAUAAAACUCUGAUCUCACCAA